UGGUGGAACGGAUACCGUGACAUUUUAUGGCAGUAUUCGUUUUCUGAUACGAAAAAUAUCAAUAAUGAUCAAUAAUUCACUUGAAAUAACCUUUGCGAUUAUAUUGCAAUAAUAUUUCGCUUAAUCUUGACAUAAAACAUUAAGAAUGUGUGAUGUUUGUUCGGAGUUUUCACAGCUUUUAGUAAAUUGUGAAUCCAGGCUUACCGACGAUGUGUCCCAAUAUCCAACAAUAAGCCAAUCUGAACUGGAGACAGUGCUAAACUAUAUUCUCUCAUGGCCACAAAGGCAAUGUAUGUGUUGCUAUCGGGAUGUGAAGAACUUUGAAAGAUUCUACCUUGUAGUUCAGAGUAUACUGUGCUUAUCUGUGUGUCAACUGAAGCAGCUCAAAGAUGAACUGAUAGAAGCAGCUAAACUCGCCCCAGCACCUGCACCAGCCGUGCCACCUGACAAUGCACAAGACAAACAGAAAUCUGAAGAGGACAGCUCCCCCCCCGCGGGGGACAAGAACAAUGAAGAGAAGGAAUCUCCAGAUGAACCAGAUGAUCCUGCUGUUACAGCUGACACUUCAGAAGACCCCAAAAAUGCUGCGGCACCUUCUACUUCAACUGAAGACCCUGAACUAUGGUCUAUGCAGCAAAAGGAAAAGCUCAUGCACAUUGUGUCCAAAGUGUUUCUCCUCAACUUUCCUCUAUACUUAGCCUGCAAGCACUCAGCACUAAGCCGCUUAGAUGACCUCUCUGCUCAAGAAAUUUCUAAUUUAAGUUUAUAUUGUGACUUGCAUGACACUGAGAUACCAGCUUACUUACUGCGAAAUGUGAGCUUAUUCUGCAAGUUAGGUGGGGUUUGUGCAAUGACAUCCGUGUUUGAAAGUGCCACUCAGGCCACUCUCCCGUUGUCUAUGGCCCAUGCAAUAGUGGCUGCAGUUGGUAACCUGAAACUGUGGCUGAACUUCAGAGCUGUGUCACAACUCUUCAUGCCAUUGCGGAGCAAGAUACUGAAAUACAUGUGCACUUUGGAGGACAAGGAUCUGAGGGUGCCGGCAGUCAAGUCUAUGGCUGAUUUCAUGUGGGGCGCAGCAAAGGAGCCUUUGGAUGUGCCCCUUACAUUUGACGGGGAUGGGUUAGCACUAGCUUUCAAGUACUUCAACAGCAGUACAUUGACGAUGCGCCUAGCCGGCGUGGCGCAGAUCAACGCGCACAUAGCUUCGCACAAUGAGUUGUGUGCUGGGGAGUCAGCGGCUGACGCUGAGGUGGCUGGACAACAGUUGGCCACGUGGCUCACUAAUAAUAAUAUCAUUGAGCAUCUGUUUGGACCUAACUUGCAUGUGGAGGUAAUAAAGCAAUCUCAUAUGAUCCUGAAGUUCCUGGCAGUGGAAGGUCGCGUGACUCCAGAGCAUGUGGAACUGGUAUGGGCGGCUGCUCAGCUGAAGCACUGCGGCCGUCAGGUGUAUGACCUUUUGCCCGGCUUCAUCAGGGCGUUGGCGCCGAAACCCUGUGCACAUCUAUACAGUCUGCUUUGUGCGUUGCCACCGAAGGAGCAUACGGAACAGAGUCUGUACCUAGCGUCAGCACUAAUGCGCGCGAUGUGGUCCCGCGGCGCGUCCGGCACGCUCGGCUCGGGCACUCCCACCGCUCUAGCGGACGAGCCGCCCCUCCGCCCGCCGCAGCCGUCGUGCAAGCCGCAUCACAACUCCUCGUCUGAAGCCAGCGUUAGCAUGGACCAGACUAAUUCUGAUGAUGAUCCUUGCGAGGAGCUAAGCACAUCGGGCGAGGAGGCGGGGCCGACGCCGCGCAAACAAAGUAAACAUCAGCGUGACCUAACUGCCGAACAGGACUGGCUUAGAGAGGGAGAGGAGUUAACCAAGAAGGAGUGUCCUACGCUCAAGUCUUGCCAGAAACGUAACAAACGCGCCGGCAGCAGCGGCAGUGCCAGUAGCGGUGCCGAGGAACUCCUGCGCCCGCGCAAGAAGAAGUUCUACAAGAAGCGCCACAAGCCAGGCAAACCCAAGCAUUUCCCAGCAGCACAGCUGAAGACGGCAGAUCUGGCGGAGUCUGUAUCCGAAGUGGAAGAGGAAUCAUCAGGCAGCGACACCGCACACUGUCAGCUGAUCUGCGACAAUGUUGAUGCAAGGCGUAUAAUGGAACUCCGCCUAAUGGAGAGCUACAAGCGUCGCGGGACUGCCGGCGAGGAGGAAGAAGGCAGUGCAUCAUCAGCUCUCUCCCCCCACUCUCACCCCCACCUCGCUGACUUGGAUGAGGAUGAUUCAGCCUGUGAGGAAGAACUUGCUAGGCUGGCUGCGCAGGCGCAGUGCCUGACGGCGCAGUACGCGAGCGCGGGCGCGGGCGGGGCUCGGGCUCGCGCGUCGCCGGCGGCCGCCUGCGACGUGGACGACGUGUGCCGGCCCGGCAACACGCUGCUGUGGGACCUGCUGCAGGACGGCGCCAUUGAACAACUGGGUGAGGGCUUGGCGCUUGAAGCGGAGAAAGCUCUCUGCGCGCUGUUAUGCUUUAGUACCGACAAGUUCAUCAGGAUCAAGUUUAUUGAGGGCUGUCUGGACAAUCUUGCCAAUCACAGAUCUGUCGCAGUGUCACUGCGUCUCCUACCGAAACUAUUCUCAUCAUUUCAACAGCUACGAGGCAUGGAUAUGCAUCAGGUGGUGAUGUGGGCGGAGCGCGAGCGCGGCAUGAUGCGGCUGUUCCUGGAGGACCUGCGGCACUACACCGCCGCCCCGCGCGGCGGCGACGCGCCGCACUACGCGCACAUCACCGAGCUCACCGUGCGCCUGCACUUCCUCACCGCCAUCUUCUCGCCCGUCGGCUCGCCGCAGCACUUCAGACUCACAGUAGAGCAAGUAGAAGAACUCUGGCAAUGUCUCGUGGUCCGCGGCAGCAGCGAAUGUGCCGACUGCUUAUACUCCUGGCUGCUGUCGCACACCAAGUCGCCUGAACAACACGCGUUGGGCUUAGACGCUUUGCGCUUCCUCUAUGUCGAGAAGAUGCCCACUUUGGAUCCUGAGACGAUCAGCAUAAUGGGUUUAAGCCUCUACCAGCAGUUAUGCAACUUAGCUCGCAUGGCGCUGGGCACGGGCGACUCCCGCGACGCCGCUCAUCCACACACAUUAGCCAUGGACCAUCUGUGGAAGAUCGCGUUAAGGGCCAAUAGUACUGACGUAUCAAUGGGCGCAAUCCAAUACCUAAACAGCUACUACAUGGGCCAGCAACUGCAACAAGAAGACGACUUCGUAGCCAAGUGUAUGUUCCACUUAUCCUCGGCCGCCGAAAGACUGAUCACUAAGAAACACACGACGGACGGCGAGGGCACCUCAACCAUGUGCGAAGAGGCCAAAGAGGAGAAGACGGUCGAUAAACUUAAUAUUUACGAACAUAUGACGGAGGAAGCUGCGUUGCAGUGUAUACAGAGGGCACUGUUGCUGUUGAAGACGCAUCUUGAUACUUUUAAGAGGAGAUACGCCUACCACCUCCGUCGCUGGGCCCUCGCAGAGUCAGGCGCUUGGGAGGGCACGUGCGGCGGCGGCGGCGGCGUGCGCGUGACGCUGCAGCCGGCGGGCGCGGGGCCUAGGGCUUCGCUGGCGUUGCACCACUCGGACUUGGUGGCGCAUUUACGCGCACAUGUACAUGUUUGGUGGGAGAAACAGAUUCAAGGCGAAGAGGGCGUGACAGCGCUCUCAACAGACGGACCGCUGCGUAUGAUCACGCAGGGACAAGAACUGACCAUAGAUUAUGACGAGAGGACCCUCUAUGAUAUGGGCUUCAAAGAUAAUCAGCUGGUGUUCGUAUCAGUGGGCGUGGGUGGGCGUGGCGCGUGGGCGGAGUGGCCGUCGGCCCAGCCCGCGCCGGCACGAGCUCGCCUGCCCACCUUGCUGCUGCUAGACCCCACCUACUUCCAUCAUCUCUUCACUCUCAUGCAAGCGCUGGGACAGAUGAAGGAGCCUGGUGCUAAUGGAGAGCCCGUAACACACACAAAAGCUCAACUCCUAUCCCGCCGAGUAUGGGACAUACUACAAGCCGUGCCAUUGAACCCGACGCUACUCGAAGCGUUCCAAAACCCGACAGAGAGCAAGCUACCAGAAUUACUUGACCCCACCAGUCCGCAGAAACUCAUGUAUUCCCUCCAUAUUAUCGACAAACUCAGCUCAAGUAACAGUGGUACCCCUAACGUGAAGGAGAAUACUGUGAGCACGCUCAGUCCUCUGGUCACUAAUGAAAAGAGUGAGGAGGAAAAAGCCGCCGUAGAAAACUGGAACGAAUUGUUUAUUAAGAAGGGAGGUUUAAGACUGCUGUAUGAUAUUAUGAUGUCAGGAGUAUUACAAAGGAAUGAUGACAGCGAAUGGCGACAAGAUUGCCUCGCGUUGUUACUGCAACUAUUGUGUAGGAUCGGCACGUUGCCCUCUACAGAUCCCGCUCAGACGCCCAAGUUGCAUCCGUCUUUAUUGUCAUUGAUGAGCGUGGAAGAGACGACAGAGCGAUUAAUAUCGAUACUAUGUGAGGCGGCCACGUUGAAGGAGCCCACUACUUAUAAGACUGGAUUCUGGGGGAGGGCACAGGUGGUGCAGCAUGCGAUGCGUAUGUGCGUGUGGUGGGCGCGUGGCGGUGGCGAUGCCGUGGCGCUGGCGUGGUCGCUGCGCCGCGCCGCGCCACGACUGUUACUUGAUGAUGCUGAUCCUGCGGUCCGUCGCGAAGCCGGCAGCGCCCUCUACCGGCUCUGCGCAGGCGGCGAAGUGGCAGUCCUGGCUCCAUUACUACAACUACUGCUGGAACACCUGCCGCGCGCUGCAGACAUGCGUCCCCAUCCCCAGCCCCACCACCAUCACCACCACGAUGUUAGUAUUGCCACAUUCUAUCAGGUUGUGCAUCAUCACGCGGAGGAAGGCAAGGAGCCGUACGGGCCGGCUUGUCGAGACUACUUCUGGCUCGUGUGCCGACUCAUUGAUGGCUUGCCUGAAGACUUCUUUAAAGAGGGCGCCACAUCAGAAGACAGCGGCGCCCCCGACCUAAACGAGCUCUGCGAACAAAUACACUCGUCGCUAGACAAGCGAGAGAUCAUAGAGCGUCGCACGGAGCCCUGCACGCCUGACGACGGACUGUACGGGCAGCUCAGCCUACUCACGCAUCUCGUUAAACAUCCGCUCAGGUUCAAGAUGUCGGAACAGGGGACUAGGACGCUGGAAAUGGUAUUCGGCUUCCUAUUCGACGUGCCCAACCCAGAAAACCGCAACUUACCUAAAUGCAAGUCGCAGAAGUCUCGGUCGGCGGCGUACGAUCUACUUGUGGAGCUAGUACGUGGGGCGCCCGACAACUACAUGGUACUGCACAAUAAGCUCAUGGAACAUCAUAAGCCUGGUUACUGUUUGGACGCAGGUCCUCAGUCCUCCUACCCUUGGGACUACUGGCCGGCUGAAGAGUCUCGCUCCGAGUGCGGUUACGUAGGCCUCACGAACCUUGGAGCCACGUGUUACAUGGCGUCGUGUAUGCAGCACUUGUAUAUGAUGCCGCAAGCAAGAGCUGCGUUGCUGCAGGCGGACCCGGCUGCUAGCAGGCAUUCGGCGACUUUGCAUGAGAUGCAGAGGAUGUUUGCUUAUCUUAUGGAAAGCGAGCGCAAAGCGUACAACCCUCGCAGUUUCUGCAAGGUCUACCAGAUGGAUCACCAGCCGCUAAACACGGGCGAACAGAAGGACAUGGCGGAGUUCUUCAUAGACCUCGUCUCCAAGCUCGAGGAGAUGACUCCUGAGUUAAAGAAACUAGUCAAGACGCUCUUCUGUGGGGUGUUGAGCAAUAAUGUUGUGUCGCUGGACUGCCCCCACGUAUCCCGAACUCUAGAAGAGUUCUACACAGUCCGGUGUCAGGUGGCCGACAUGCGCAACCUUCACCAGAGCCUCGACGAGGUCACGGUCAAGGACACUUUAGAAGGCGACAACUGCUACACUUGCUCGCAAUGCGCGGCCAAAGUGCGGGCUGAGAAACGUGCAUGUUUCAAGAAGCUCCCCCGCAUACUCUGCUUCAACACGAUGCGGUAUACAUUCAACAUGCUGACGAUGCUCAAGGAGAAAGUGAACACGCACUUCUCGUUCCCCAUGCGACUUGACAUGUCUGGUUACGUGGAGAAACAUCUCAUGCCGGCGCAGUAUCAAGAAGAGAAAAAUAAGUUAGCAGAAAAGAAAGAAGGCGAUGCUAGUCCGACUGCAGCUGAAAUGGAAGACAAUUCAGAAUUUGAAGAGCACUAUGAAUACGAGCUAAUAGGCGUGACAGUUCACACGGGUACGGCCGACGGCGGUCACUAUUACUCGUUCAUUCGCGACCGGGAACAUGAACAUCACGACCGGUGGCUACUGUUCAACGACGCUGAAGUCAAGCCUUUUGAUCCCGCGCAUAUUGCUGCUGAGUGCUUCGGUGGGGAGAUGACGAGUAAAACCUACGACUCAGUGACGGACAAGUUCAUGGAUUUCUCGUUCGAGAAGACAAACAGUGCAUACAUGUUGUUCUACGAGUGGAGCCCGCCGCGCAGUCAGCGGGGCUCGGAGUGUGGUCAGCAGGAGGAACCACAGUCGUCAACAGCAGAAGGUGCAAGUCCCAGCUCGUCAAUAGAGCGUCGAAGCAGCGACGCGUCGCCCUGCAUCAAGCUGCCCCCCGACCUACUCAAGUGGAUAUGGGACGAUAACAUGCAGUUCUUACACGACAAGAAUAUAUUCCAGCAUGCGUAUUUCACGUUCAUGGGUCAAAUGUGCAGUUCAGUGCCGCAGUCGUUGAUGACGCUGAGGCCUGAAGUGACGGAGGUAGCCGCGCGGCUCUCUACUUCAUUCUUCAUCGAGACUUUCAUUCAUGCUAAGGAGAAGCCAACAAUGGUGUCGUGGGUGGAGUUAGUGACGAAACAGUUCAACGCGUCUGCGGCAGCUUCAGAGUGGUUCUUAGGUCAUAUGGCGGACGACACGUGGUGGCCGAUGCAAGUUUUAAUUAAAUGCCCCAAUCAGAUGGUGCGGCAAAUGUUUCAAAGACUUUGUAUGCACGUAAUUCAAAGGCUGAGGUCUAGUCAUUGUGCCUUGUAUCUACAAGGUAUGGAAGAAGGCGAGGAUAAUAGCAAGUUGGGCGAAGCGAGUUGUGUUACUAGGUUUAUAAGGAUGUUAUUGUCAUUGAUGGAGAGCGGCGCUCGAUCUCACCUGCGUCACUUAACGGAGUACUUCAGCUUGCUGUACGAGUUCAGCAAGAUGGGCGAGGAGGAGGGCAAGUUCAUGUUGCGCAUUAAUGCCAUCUCCAGCAUGGUCAACUUCUAUCUCGGACAGAAUGCUACCGCGGCGGAAUCCCCAACCGAGGAAGCCGGAGGAAGCGGCAGUGGGAGUACAAACGCGGAAAGUGGCGGCGAUAAGUUGCGUCCCGGAGCCCUGGACAAGAUGGUAGCCCUGGUCGCCGGACUGGUGGAGCGGUCGCGAGACGCCGCCGGACAUCUCGCCUUACUCGAGCCUGAUGCCAGAGCCUUGUUACAUGCGAAGGGGUUUCCGUUCAUCUACCAGCAGACGCGCGACUGCCUGAACCUGCAGCAGACGCGGUCGCUGAUCUUCGCGCUGUGCCGCUGGAACGAGCCGCUCGCGCAGAAGAUCGUCAACAUGAUCUUUCAGGCGAUCGCUAAACAUUCAGAGAGCUGCGGUCCAUUUUUUAAGCUGCUGACAUUGCUAGUAGAGGGCAGCGGCGGCGGCGCGGGCGCCACGGGCGGCCUGCCCUGCUUCACGCAGCUCGUGCUCGCGAGGCUGUGGGAUGCGGCCGACGUGUGUCCACAUGCGGCGCUCGAGUGGCUUGCUUUGCAGGUCCCCCGCAACAAAGCAGCUCACGCGUGGGCGCUGCGCACAGCCGAGCGCUGGGUGGAGGCCCAGCUCCUCGGCGCCGCCGCCGCCCGGGUCCGCGCGGCCGCAGCCCUACUGCUAGUAGCGCUGGUACCCUCCCCGCACUUCCGCGCGGGGUACGCCCGCGCCCGCCCCGCGGCGCCGGCGCCGCCGCAUCACCCGCAUGCCCCGCAUGCCGCACAUGCCAACCAUGCUAAGCUGCCUGAUACGGCGCAUCAUACGCUGCAUCAGGUGUACACAAUGCUACUCGGCAAGCUGAAAGCGGCGCGCAAGUACACAGACAUUGCAGUACACGGUACCAUGAAGCUGACGGCGUACUUCGGAGUCAUGUCAUAUUGCGUCGUCAGCAGAGUCGAGAAACUUAUGUUCGGACAAUACUUCAACGAUCUCUGGGAGCUAUACCACCCGGCGAUCUCAGAGCCUUCAGUGGCCGUACACCCGAACAAACAAGCCCUGCUCACAUUCUGGCACGCGGUCUCCGUGGACUGCCCCGAGAACGUGCAGCUGGCGGUAGCCAACCAGCGCCUCACCAAACAUAUCGCUUUUAAUUAUAUACUUGCCGACCACGAAGACGGCGAAGUGGUAGCAUACAACCGCGCCAUGCUGCCGCCGUACUACGCGCUGCUGCGGCUGUGCUGCCGCCGCUCCAGCGCCUUCGCGCGCUCGCUGGCGCAGCACCAGAACAUACACUGGGCGUUCCGGAACAUCGCGCCGCAUGCUCAUCUGUACCCCGGCGCUGCUGAUGAGCUGCUCAGACUCGCCCGCAUCCUAGCGGCUCGCGGCGGCAGCACGGGCAACAACGGCAGCACCAGCAGCGGCAACAACAGCGGCAACGGAGCCAGCAGCGGCAGCGAGUCCGCCGACGGCAGGGAGGCCGCCGCCUUCAGGCGAAGCACCCUCUCCGCUUACUUACAGGGUGAGCACAUAGCGUUACCCGCAGGACUGAACGGGCGGACAUGUUGGACGACGCUCAUAUCCGCGUUCUGCACGCUCGUUGAGAACGAAGACGAUAGACUUUAUGUCGUCUAUAAUGGAGGACUGCAAAUGACUUUUGAAGCCCUACACAGUCUCCACGCGGUUUACGUAGAAGGCGGAGGCGCGGGUGGUUCCGCGGGGGCUAUCCGCGCGGAACUAACAGCAGCCCUCCGCUGGGCUCGCGCACUAUGCCGCACGCUGCGCACGCGACGCGACGCGAAGGAGGCGCGGGCGCUGCUGCUGGCCUGCAAGGACUGGCCCGAGUGUGCGAGGCGGCUGCUCACCAUGCUUAACUUGCAUCAUAGGCAUAAUCAUCUGAGGGAUGCGGCGUUAGGCGUACUCCGAGAAGUAGUACUAAUCGGCGGGGGCGCAGCCCUGGGAGCCCUGGUCCCGCUGGCGGCGGGGGCGCAGUGCGGCGCGCGGGCGCGGCCCCCGCACGUGUGCGCGCGCGCGGGCGACAAGCACGACGCGCGCGACAAGCGCGACCUGCGCGACAAGCAUCGCCUCGCCGCCGCCUAUAGGCCGUACCAUAAGUUUAUUGACACGUGCUGCCGCGUGGGGCGGGCGGCGCGGUGCAUGUCGGAGCAGCUGGUGCUGCUGUCUGCUCUGUGCGCGCUGGAGGCGGUGCCGCUGCGCUUCAACUACUUCGCCGCCUUCUGGCGCGACGUCGCCAACGAGCCCGCUGACUCCAAGUUGGAGGAGAUGCUCCUAGAAUGCAGCGUGGCGACAGAGUAUGUGGACGCGGUGUUACUGGAUGAACGCGAGUCACUGGAAGACCCCGUCAUCUAUCAGUUCAUGCAGCAUUAUUAUCCGAAGCUGGGCGGCAGCGGGUCGGCGGCGGGCGGGUCGGGCGCGGCGCGGGCGGUGCUGGAGGAGGUGAACAGCCUGGCCGCGCGGGCGCCGCUGCGCUCACUGCUGGCGCCGCUCCGGGCGUUGACGCUGCUGGCUGCGCGGGCGCCGCUGUCGCCGGCGAGGGCCCGGGAGUUACAGAGGGCUACUAGAGCGCUGCGGGCCAGGUUGCAGCAUGCUACAGAAGAAGAAAGUUCAGAACCGGAGAGCGGGUGCGUAGGCGGGCCGAGCACUACAGCGACACGCGGCGGCUCCGGGUCGGGCAGCUCCGGCUCGGAGGCGUCGGAGCCCGCCGAGCCCGACAGCGAGCCCGACGAGGCGGCGCCGCGCGGCACGUGGCUGCCGCACCUCGCGCACGCGCUCGACGCGCUCGACGCGCUCGUGCCCGCGCCGCCCGAACCUUAGGCUCUAAGCUUACUACCCCGACUACUCCCCAUCCGCCCCGACCAACUUUAAUCCUCAACUUGUUUAAAACUGGCUCUGUAAUUUUUCACCAAAAAUGAUAUAGUGAAUUAGUAAAACUCUUUUUUUGUCUAAAGUUUGACUUUCACAGAUUUUUUUAUUUGUACAAAAAAGUGGUUAGUACCAAAUUGCGUUUGAUGACAAUGCAAGUUUUAAAUUUGUGAAAUAAUUUUCAGACAAAAUUUAUGAUAAUGUGUAAUCCAUUGCACUAAUAGCGUGAAUUGAACUUACGAAAAAAAUAUUCUAAUCAACAUAAUGUGGACACGCUACGCACGACUGCAUGAUCGAAGUGACGACAUUGCCAUAAGCGUAGCGUGCCUAUUAUGUAUGCUACGCCAUCGUAGCCAAUUCGUAGCAACGUCACGUGCGUAGCAAAACCAGCAUCUAGUGUACGGUGUCUUUAUGCUCAACUCAUCUUGUUUCUAUUAAAAAACUAUAAAAGAUAUGUAUACCCACAGAAAAAGUAUCAAAUUAAAAAUAAUGUACACUUACAAAAAUGUGUUAUACAGUAUGUAUUUCCCAAAAUGCGUUGCAUAGACUGUUCUAUAUAUUAUUAUUAAUUUUAAAUUGACAACUCAUUUGGAAGUGCAAAUGAUGUGAGAUUUUUUUUAUAUGUUUCGGUUGUUUUCUAAUAUUAUGUGUAAGUUAAAUGUAUAUACAUAGAUUUGUGAUUGUUGCGUUUCAGUAAGUAUAUUUUGUAAUUAUUGUUUAGUUAGGAAUUGGGAUAAUACAGUGAUUUUGUCUAUCGGUAUUCGCGUUUCGUUAGGGAAGUAGAAAGGAAUCUUGAAAACAUCGAUGUUUAGAAUACAUUCCAGACGUAUCAUCACAACGCAGACGGACGUACUAUUAGUAUAAUAUGAGCUAUAGUAUUGACGGUGUCUACUCUAUGGCAAUCUCUAUCCUUAUACUUCUAGGGAUACAGACUGACGUAACAAGGCUACAUAAGAUCUGCACUCGCUAAAAAGGAAUUAACGUUUUCAACAAAACAAAUAGAAAUAUAAUCGGUAUAUGUCACAUUACAUAGUCGACAUCGACAUUAUUUUUAUCGAUAAAGCUAUUUACUUGAAUGAUAUUUCUUUUAAGCGAGUGCAAACUUCCAUCGUGCAGUCUCACAAGGUACCACCAAAUCUAAAGACGCUAGUACAUUUCCACGAAGCUAUAUUAUUAAGUUUUUUUACAUUCGUGGCAAUUACUCAGCGCCUUUAACAUUAGAGUUAUCGACUAAAUAUUAGUUUAACAACGUAAAUACAAUUUUAUUGAUACGGUAUGAAGAAAUAUUAAAAUUGAAACUAAACAUGACUGCAUCAUCUCUUUAGAAUUAAAAACUCAUUAGUACUUCUUGGAAACAUACAUUAUGUUUCACAGGACUACUAGUUGUGAUGCCUUUGCUUUUAUUUAUUUAAUUUUAAGCUUACGUUAGCCAGAGUUGGCGGCUAUCGGGACUGUAGUAUUCCUAUAUUUAAAACUUAUCUUAAAUUAGAUGGUGUUUCUAUGCACAUGAAACUAAAUUAGGAAUGUUACGGUCAAGUUUUAUAUGUGACUGUCAUUUUUAUGGACUCUCAUUUUACCUGUGUUGAAUUGAAAAAUAUAGUUGAUACAAUUUUGAUAGGUGGUAUAAGGUAUUUAAAAUUCCUGCUUCAUACAGUUUAAGUACUUUCUGUAAUAGUGCUAGGUGUUUAAUAUUUUAUUUCAUUCUGUUUUCAUAAUAAUCUUUCACGAGAAAUAAAUAUAUGCUCAUGUAGUGUGAAUGUAAUUUCACUAUUGUACUUUAUAUAUCUUCUGUUUUAUAAAACUCGUAGACUUCGUAUAUAAAUAGAUAUAGGCUUUCAACUGACGUGCAUUUCUUACUUAGUGUCUGUAAUUAUUAUAUAGUAUUUGUGUGUGUAUGACUGUCGCAAAAUUGAUAUUGUAUGUCAAAAUUAUAAUUAUGUACAUUUAGGCUGUGAGCAUUUUGUUAAUUUAUCUUAAAAUAUUGUAGUCAAAAAAUACCCCACCCCGCUUAUAGUGUCUAUGUAAGAAAAUGCGAAAUGACAAAAUGAUCAAAAGAAUCACCCGUCCAGGCGCGUACUUUUUAUUUUAUUGGCAACUUACCUUCACAAAUUAGUCAAGUAUGUUGUGAUAGUUGGAUCUACAAGCUCUUUCUAAUAUAGUAUCUGUAAAAACAUUUUAUCUCAAAUUUUAUAUUUACGUAACAUAUAAAAAUCUUACAACAUUAAUUCAAUUUUAACUGCUAUAAUAGGUGUUUAUUUAAUUUAAAUAUAAUCUUUCAUUAUAUUCGUAUAGAUGGCGACACAGUACCAUAUCCACUGCCGAGUUCAACAAGGUUUUUAAUAGUAAUUGUAAAACAUAUAAUCUCAUGUAGUAAAUACGGUUCAUAUGAAUUGUAUAGAGGCGAUUUACCUGCAGAUAUCGAAACCUGUCCAUUUUAUAUCUUUAUAGUGAACACUAGCAUGAUCUAUUUACGCUAUAGUCCACCACAAGUAUAGUUGUCAUUUAGAAUGUUUAAUGUGAAAAAUUAAUGUUGUACGUAAUUCACCAAUGUAUUGUAUUUAAUGGUCAUUUCUCGAAUAUCAGAUUUAUACACGCGUCCCACUAGUUGUGGCUACAAAUAGCAGCAAGUGGAUUUUCUCUAUCGAAAGUAAGCAAUAAAUUCGCACUACACGAAUUAUUCAAAAGAAUAGUGUCAGUUGUUUUUACAUAAUAAUUUGUAUUUCAUUGGUGUACCUACAAUUAUUGUUAUGUAUUUUUAUAUUGAAGACCGUAUUGGCAUGCGGGGGACAGUCACUGGGCAGUUUGCGGGGGUGUGAAAGUAAAGUGGUGCUAUCAAUCUGAUCGGAGUGACUGGAACAUAAGACAAAACGUGUAUUUAAGUUUGUCCUGUUUUUAGAGCUUAUUAAUAUAUACAACUUAAUAUAAACUAUGCUGUAAUUAUCUUUAUUAAUUUUAAGGUUAUAAUUUGUUUGUAAUGAGAUGUGGCAUAUGAUGAUCGCAAGCGUUUUGUGGUACUUAUUGUGGUCACGUUGUACCCCAUUUCGUUUAAUGGCUUUGAAUUUGUGUAUUAUAUUAAAAUGUGUUGCCGAAACUAGAGUUUCGGUCGAAUAUAACUGUGUUAUUGAAUACAACUUGUGAAAAUUAAUGAAAAAUACUGUAAAUCGGACUGGAAAGCCAAAGUAAACAGUAUUUUAUA
Messenger RNA from Helicoverpa zea (corn earworm), 13322 nucleotides. It is a transcript of the gene puf, whose product is annotated as ubiquitin carboxyl-terminal hydrolase puf. Gene Ontology annotation, molecular function: cysteine-type endopeptidase activity; cysteine-type deubiquitinase activity. The transcript has 57 exons. Bases 146 to 10078 code for a protein of 3310 amino acids. NCBI's taxonomy places the organism in Eukaryota, Metazoa, Arthropoda, Insecta, Lepidoptera, Noctuidae. The record is from RefSeq and is a predicted model, not a curated record. Gene Ontology annotation, cellular component: nucleus; cytosol. Gene Ontology annotation, biological process: protein deubiquitination.